AUGAUUACUAUUGAUAUCUAUGACGAGGUUAAUCGCCUUUCUGACAUUAAUGAUGUUGAGAAACUCACCGAGAAAGAAGUAGCCGAUUUAUUUACGUAUUUCAACAAUAUUGACAAAUUACCUGGUGUGGAAAAAGCGCUUAUUAAAAGCAAAAAUGAUAAAGUUAAGCUUACAUACCUGAGAAAUUUGUUAACUUCCGAAUUUCCCAAUAAGCGAAUGAAAGUUGAUGAUGGAGACCUAUUGAACUUUUGGAAGGCUUUAAGAACUACUACAAUUGGUGAAAAGGAUAACUCCCUCAAAUUGCCUGAUAAUAUCCAUUUUUUUGGGAGAACUGACGAAGCUUCAGUCUUAUUUAUUCGUCAAUAUUAUCGUGACCUGUUCAAGGUUGUUUUUAGCAAUAAUACGAGAAGAUUGAUUAUCACUAGAAAUCCAGGGAUAGGAAAAACGUUUUUUGGUUACUAUAUACUUUAUGAGCUCAUGCGAAAAAACGCAACAGUUAUAUACGACAAAGUUAAUAAGUUUCCGAUUUUAUUCAGCAAUCGAACUGCUGUUGUUGGUGAAACUCUAUUCAGUUUUUAUGAUCUUCUAAAUAAACAAGACGUCUGGUAUAUCGUAGACGGUAAAGAACCUCAUGACGUUGAUGCUAAGACAAUUCUUGUCUGUUCUCCCAAGAAAAAUUAUUAUGUAGAAUUUGAUAAGCAUCCUUUAACAAAAACACGGUAUAUGUCGACGUGGGACAAAAGAGAGAUUGAUACAUGCUGGGAAAAGAUUUAUAAAAACAAAGUCGAUAAAAAAAUUGUUGAUGAUUUAUUUUAUAAAUAG
Funneliformis caledonium is the source of this 822-nucleotide messenger RNA. Lineage: Eukaryota; Fungi; Glomeromycota; Glomeromycetes; Glomerales; Glomeraceae. The record is from the annotation of a GenBank genome assembly.